AAUGAAGAAAUAAGAGAAACAAAGAUAUUAAUUCAAUCAAUAUAAAAGGUGGCUUCCAUUAUGGUUAGAUAGAUGCCUUCAACACCAUCUAAAUUUCCCAAGUACCUCUGCAUUAUUUCAAAGUGAGUGUAUGGAUUUUAGAGCUUAGACUUGCAUAGAACAUAAUUAAAUAUUGUUAUCAUUUCAUCGGUACUCAUGUUUGAUGGUUGUUAAGCAAAUUAUUGAUAGUAAUCCAAAAUCGUAGAAUAUAUACAUUAAAAACACAGCACUAAUUAUUUUAUUUUAUGAUGAGGAGUCUAUCUAAAUUAAAUAAGUUGUAAGGCCUAUAUAGCUUUUUCAAAAGGGGAUUGAUGAAAAAAAGUACCUUAAAGUAACCUUGCUUAAGGUCUAGAGGGUAUCGAAGUAAGAUCAACAUCCUCUAUGAUAAGAGUUUAGUAAUUAUCUUAUUGUUUAGGAGUGGUAAUCAAAGGAUUUGUAUUAAUUUUCGUUGAUAUUUUGGUUUGAAUAUAAUCUCUGGUAGUGCAAUCUAAGCAAAACUUAAUAGAAGUUCCAAAAUCUGCAAGGGUUUUGUUUUGAGAUUAGAUCAAUUUGAGGUGAAUCCUUUCAUUUUCGGCUAUCUAUUCCAACUUUUUAAUUUAGUAAACAUAAGAAGAUAUCUCAUCAUUAAAAAUCAUAUUAGUGACAAGACACUAGAGUGAUUGGAGAGUUAGAAAUUG
Molecule: messenger RNA, 716 nt
Organism: Paramecium octaurelia
Lineage: Eukaryota; Ciliophora; Oligohymenophorea; Peniculida; Parameciidae
Source: the annotation of a GenBank genome assembly